AUGUCCCCCACCCCGGGCUACCCUGGCUACCCGCCACAGCAGCAGCAACAGGGCCAGUACCCACCACCGGGCUACGGCUACCCUGGCUACCCGUACAUCCACGGCCCGCCCCUCGCGCCCGCCCCGGCGUCGACCGCACCUGCAUCGACGUCGCCCAGCACGGCAUUUCCGAGUCCUCAGGGGAAUAAACGAAAGAGGGAUAGCACCGAUGACGGGACUGCAUCGGAGGAGCCCGAGCCUGUGGGCGGCAGCAACGCCUCGGCCAACGGCGGCGGCGGUGAGAAGACGGCGACUGGCCGUGCAAGCGCCCGAACAGCAGAAGGCAAAAAGCGGACAAAGACUUCUCGAGCGUGCGACUCGUGCAGGACGCGCAAGAUCAGGUGCGACGUCCUGACAGAAACCGACCCACCUCUCUGUCAGCACUGCAAACAGUACGGUUUCGAGUGUACCUUCUUCCUGCCUAUCGGAGAAACAAGAUUCAAGAAGAAGAAGGUCGAGGAGCAGCCCGACAAGGAUAAGGACGCCGCACAACAUGCAAGCCCCUCGGGAGGUGCUCCUCCCGACACUCGUGUGUACGGCGCGCCACAACGCGAGAACGCCAAGGACGCUGACGGGAAUUUAUCUUGGCCAGGUAACACCUCCGAGGCACACCUCUUGCAUUCGAGCGCAACAAUCCCCUCGCGUCUGUACGAAAGCUACGAUGCAAGACACCACCAUUCUUGGUCCCUAUCAGCGUCACGCGAUGGUUUCAUCACUGUUCGCGAGCCUGCGCCCCCUCCGGAUGCAGACCUACCACCCCGUCCUGCCGACAUGAAUAUAGCGCGGGACGUGGUCGAACAGCUUCUCAACGCAUAUUUCAAGGAAAUUGCGCCAGUGCUACCUAUCAUCACGCGAGAAGAAUUCCUCUCGACACAAUCACCACCGCCUAUCUUGCUUUAUAGCAUGUGUCUGGUCGCAGCUGCACGGCGCUCUGUACCGCAGAGUACAUUUGAGCAAAUUCGAUACGCCGUCAAUGCGAUCAUCAAGGCGGAGGAUGUGCUCAGCACCGCGACGAUUGCGAACGUGCAGGCACUGCUCAUACUGUGCAUGGUCGGCGAUUGUCACUCGCAGUUCGUGCCCAACGCACUGUCAGCCUUGUGGAUCAGACUCGGCACCACCCUCCGUAUGGCACAAGACCUUGGAUUACACCGCGCCGAGGCUGUCAAGCAAAACAUUGAGCUUAGGAGAAGGCUUUGGUGUAUGUGUGUCAUUUCCGACAGGUGGAUGAGUUUGUCUUACGGCCACCCGUACAUGAUUGAUGUCGGAGACUGCGACGCCCGCCUUCCAAGCUCUGACACGCCUGAUGAUUUGUAUACCGUUGAACUGGUCCGACUGAGCAUCCUGCUUGGAAGGGUUCUCAAGACUAUCUACAGCCCCUCAGGAUUGAACUAUACCACGGACGAGGCGCUGCAGCAGCUUCUAUCCGACAUCGAAACUUGGCGCACGAACCUCCCGGAGGCCCUCCGCUUCCGAGGGCCCGAGACGCCGCGGCAGCCCGGUCUGCUCUUCCUCCUCUACGCGUGCAUUAACAUGAUAUUCUGGCGCGUGUUCAUGCGGAUAAGCUACACCUGCCCCGCGCACCUCCGCUUCCAGCUCAGCGUGGAGAAGUGGUCGGCGCUGGUGGAGAUCACGGGCCAGGCUAUCGAUUGGCUCGAUAAACAUGACUCGCUGUAUGAUGUGUGGAUGUUUGUGGCGUACGCGGCUACGUCGUGCGCGCUUGUUCAGUACCACACCUGGGCCCGCCGCCAAGACGCCACAGCCGCGCAGAAGCUCAAGACCCUACGAGACUGUAUCAGACGCUGGGAGCGCUCAUUGUCCCCAGACCAUAUGUCCGCGCGGAGAAAGACGGCGGAGAUCAUCGCGCUCCUGUACGAGGCUACCCAGGGACCGCCCCCGCCUAUCGAGACGCCGGCUUUGAAUCCUACCGUCGGAGCAGUCGCGCGCCAGAUACCUGCAACUGGAAACGCGAACUUGCAGUAUGUGCCCGACCCUGAGCGGCCGGGUUCGGGCGUGUUCGUUGCGCAGGGUGAUCAAGCGAGGGAGACGUAUAAGGAUGUGCCUGGCGGUGUUACGAUACCCGAAGCGGCGCCACCACAACCUUUGGUCAACUACGUCCCGCUUGCGCGACCCGGUACCGAUGCAGCCGCGGGUAUCAACGUCAACCCUGCGCUCACAGGUCCAGCGGACGCCGUACCGAUGCAUGUCGUCAACACGCUCGACCCUACAGUUGGGCCAGACGCAUUGCAGCAGCUCAGUGCGGCCGAUACGAAUUGGCUGGAGGGCAUUCCGGGCGGGAUGUUCGAUUGGGGUCAGUGGGACGAGUUCUUCGCGAGGUUGGGAGGUGGUGCGCAGCCUGGUGUGCAGAUGCCUCAGACGGAGUGA
Molecule: messenger RNA, 2421 nt
Organism: Peniophora sp. CBMAI 1063
Lineage: Eukaryota; Fungi; Basidiomycota; Agaricomycetes; Russulales; Peniophoraceae
Source: the annotation of a GenBank genome assembly